This is a messenger RNA of Dentiscutata erythropus, 1608 nucleotides long. NCBI's taxonomy places the organism in Eukaryota, Fungi, Glomeromycota, Glomeromycetes, Diversisporales, Gigasporaceae. The record is from the annotation of a GenBank genome assembly.
AUGGAAAUUGAACGAGAAAACGUCAAUAAUGUCACCCACGGACGAGAGAACGUUAACAGCGUAACAUACGAAUUCGAGUUUGAAGGACUUUCUCAACUCAAUAAAUCUCUUUAUAGUCCAGUUUUUUCUUCUGGCAGCUCUGGAAAUUCGAUACACGAACAACACUUUUGGCAACUUUGGAUACAACCUGCAGAAAACCUCAAAGAUAAUGAAGAAUAUUUAUCGCUUUAUUUAUGUGCAAUUCCUAAUGCAUUCGAGAUCAAAUCUGUUGAGCCUUGGCGGGAACGUCUUAAUACAACUGCUGUAGUUUAUCUUCAAGACCCAAAAACUAAAAUUAAAAUUGGGAGUACCAUUUAUUAUACUAAUAGAAAUCUAAAGAAAUUUUCUAUCAGAUGUUCUUAUAGAGGCCGUGAAUUUUUCGUGAAACGUUCCGCUAUACCACAAACGAAAUUAGUCUUGGGAAUCGAAUUUUUAAGUGUUCCAUUUACUGAAACAUAUGUCGCAUGGAAUGACAAUAAAUGUGCUCCACCAGAUUCAUUAAUUCAAUCAUGGAAAACUGCUAUAAAUAAUCCAAGAAUGGCCGAUGUAUUAUUCAAUGUUCAAGGAGAAGUUCUUUAUGCAAAUAAAGAUGUUAUAUGCGGGCGUAGUGAAUAUUUUAAAACCAUGUUUGCAAGUGGAUGCGUUGAAUCACGCAUGAUAUCCUUAGCAGAAUGUGGCCGAUUAAAGAAACGACAUCGUGAUUCUUCAGGAAAUUGCUGCAAAUCAAUGAAACAAGUUAUUGAUAAUAGAGAUUCAAAUAUUGGCAAUUCUUAUGAUAUAAAAAACGUUGAGGUCAAAGAAAAAAAAGAUACAAGAAUACCUAAAAAACAGUGUUCACAUUCAGAAAUAGGUUCUUCUAAUUUUAAUAACUCUUCAAUUAAUCAAGAAAUUAACUUAUUUCCUUCAGGCAUCCAAACAACAAUUAAUAAUGAUGGUAAUAGUGCAAGAACGAUCACAUUACAACAUAAAAAUGAUCAUGAAAUCCCAGAAAUAACUGCAAGGGUUAUAGAUAAAAACCAGGAGGUUAUUACUAAUAAACGAAUCAAUUCAUCGGAAAGAGGAACUUCUUCACGAAACAAUUCCAGAAUAGAUAGUCCGGAGGCUGAAGUUGAUGAUAAUGAAUUUUAUCAGGAAUUUCCUCCAGGUUAUUAUCAUGUUGUCAAUAUUACGGAUUGCGAUCCACAAACUUUUGGAGCAUUACUUCACUAUCUUUACACCAACGAGAUCGAAUUCUCAGAACCUGUUGGAACGGCGAAAAUAACGUCAUUCGUGCAUCUUUUUCGACUGGCUGAUAAAUAUCAAAUAACUGAUUUGCGACAGCGCGCGUUAGCUCGGAUAUACAAAGAAUUGGCGAUAUCCAAUGUGGCAGAAGUACUAUUUAGUUUAGGUCACCAAUGGAUGGACUUAAAAAGGGUGUGCAUGGAUUAUAUUUUAAAACACUUUGCAGCUAUCAGAGAUACAGAAGGAUUUAAUAGAGUAUUCGAUCAUCCCGAAAAUUAUUCCGGAUUUAGUGAGAUUACCAGAGAACUUUUCAAAAGAUUAAAAACCUCAGAAGAAAAAGAACUAUAA